This is a messenger RNA of Stylonychia lemnae, 1173 nucleotides long. The record is from the annotation of a GenBank genome assembly. NCBI's taxonomy places the organism in Eukaryota, Ciliophora, Spirotrichea, Sporadotrichida, Oxytrichidae.
AUGGCUUAAAGAUACACUCAGUAGAUUUAAUAGAAUAGAGUCGCUUAAGAUCUGUUUUAAACAAUCAUGGAGACUUUGGCUAAAGACAAGAGAGCUGCUCAUAGAUUGACUUAAGAAGUAGUGUAAUUAAUACCAGAAUCAAAGGAUAGAUAGAUAUAUAAGUUAAUUUACCCAUUCGUCUAUCACUCAUGCUUCCCUUAAGCUACUUUCUUGAUCAAGCAGCAUGUCAUAAAGCCUGCUCUCGAUGAUAAAUUCAGACUAUUCAAAUCUCCUAAUUAGUACAGUAUGUUGCUAAUGAGUUAUGGCAAAGAGUUUUUCAUAGAUCAAUAAAAGUAAGCAUAAGAAGAGAACUAGGAUUAAGCUUAAGUAAAAAAUGAUGAUUAAUAAGAGUAGAGAUAGCAUCGAAGGUUUUCUCUAUAUAGAAGUCUAUAGGAUGAGAUUAAACAUAACCCAGAGCAUUUAGAGUAUAUAAGAAAUAUCGAGGCUGAAGAUGCAGAGAAACUGAUAUUUUUGCUCUACACAAUGGUCCUCAAUAAUUCCAGAUACUUUGAAUAAAUCGAUAUAUUGUUAGAAUCGCUAAAGAGAAUUGUUACUGAGUCUUUACUGCUAGAACUUCCUUCUAACCGUAGUGGAACUAUUGUCAAAAUCCUAUCUGUUUUUAUGCCUUAAUCUUAAGUAUAAGGUUUAGAGGAUUUAGAAAAGAUGUCAAGAUAGAUAUUCAUAUCUCAAAACAAGAAAAAGACUUUUAAUAAUGAGGGAGGUGAGACUGGCUAGACUGUCUCAAAAGAAAACUUAUUUGUUAGAGAUGCAUUAAAGGAAAUCUUAGGCAGUGAAAAUGAUUUCAAGGAAGAGUUAUUCCUUGAAGAUGCGCUGCUUUAACCAGAUUUCUAUAUCCCUUCAGCUAAGCUGUGCAUUGAAAUCAAUGGUAGAAAUAAGUUCUAUCCUUUUACUCAGAAAUAUAACAACUUUACUGGUCUUAAACACAAAAUGAUUCUUCAAAAUGGCCACAAUGUGAUGUAUCUGAACUCAUGGAAGCUUGAGGGUAUGAUUAAUAAUCCAGAUGGAAAGACAAAUCUUAAGGAGUUAUUGACAAAAACUUUACAUACUUAUUAGAAUAAAGUUAGUUAAUAAGAAAGUGGUGGGGAAAUUCCUUUGACACAAAACUAAGAAUGA